AUGGCAAUGGAGACCUCUUCGAGCUUUACGGCUCGAAGACAAGCAACACAGGCUUUGCCUCCUUUCCAUCUCCCGUCGGCAAAUCAAGAUAUACCGAGUAUGAGUAGACAUUCUCAUCAGUACCCUUUCAGUUUUCACAAUCAGCCUUUGCAGUCGCCAUCGUCGUGGCAUGCUCCCGCGAUGGUCACGCCGUCGGCUCCCUCCUCCUCCUCCGCUGCUUCAAACACUCAACAUUCUCCCAUUACCGCCAGCUCUGGUCUAACAUCGCCUUCAGGAGUGCCAGGUGAAGGGCUUAGUCCGCUUUCCUCCGGCGUCAACACCACGAGCUCCCAGAGCUCCUACUACCCGGGAGGCAACGGCCACGGAUCAUGGCCUACGCCCUCCAGUUCGUACCAGCUCAGCUCUGGGACGCCCCAAGGGCUCGUCCAGACGUCCCAGUACGCCUCCCGCGCGAGCACCUACGAUCAGCAGUCCCCAAUGUCCUACUCUCGCACUUCGCAAUCACCCGCAACUGGUGAGGGUCUUCCUCCACCGCCCUACGGGCAAACGCACCAGUCCUUCCAGGCUUAUGCUCACGGAGGAGCGGGCUCUACACCAGUCAGUUUGCCAUCUCAAGGGCCCCCGACACCUCAGGCUGGGAUCCUUGGAUCUCACGGCACCGUCUCGACUCAACCUCCAACACCCGGUGGGCUGCACUCCCAUAUUGACUCGUAUACCCAGUCUCGGCCACCGGCGACUCCCGGCUACUACUCAACUUCCUCAGCCCCCCAGCAAUCGUUCAACAACUACCAACCAUCCCACACCUCGCCCACCGCUCCCUCUCCGACGACGUCAGCGGGCCCCGGAAGAGGACUGGCUGCGCUUCAACACCCUUCCGCGAUGGCACCCCCUGGUUCCUACCGCUAUCCCGGCUAUCAUGUCCCAUCGAUGGGAGGACCCAUAAUGUCCAACCUCACUUCUCCCGGACACCAAAUGUCGCUUGUCACCGGGAUGGGCGUUCCCGGGGCUUAUGGGGCACACCAUCUAGCACCGUCAAUGUAUGGCCACAGCCACGGGGGACAGCCCAACCCGCAAGCCGAGCGUCCUUUCAAGUGUGAUCAGUGCCCGCAGUCUUUCAACCGAAACCACGAUCUCAAGAGACACAAGCGAAUCCAUCUUGCCGUCAAGCCUUUCCCCUGUAACUUUUGCGACAAGAGUUUCUCGCGCAAAGACGCGCUGAAGAGACAUCGCUUAGUCAAGGGGUGUGGUUCCAAGGAGGGCGAUAACCAAAACGAGAACGGGCGCCGCUCUUCGCAAGAUCACUCUGACGACGGAACCCCUCCACUCAAGCGAGAAUAG
Molecule: messenger RNA, 1338 nt
Organism: Colletotrichum orchidophilum
Lineage: Eukaryota; Fungi; Ascomycota; Sordariomycetes; Glomerellales; Glomerellaceae
Exons: 2
Coding region: 1-1338 (445 amino acids)
Source: RefSeq, a predicted model, not a curated record